AUGCCAGGCGAAAUGUGGAGCCCGGCUCUGAUGAACAAUCCAGCCGGGCAGCCAGAGUCUUCAGCGCCAGAGACCCUCCAGCCGACAACGGGGAUGGUGACCAUGACAGAAUCCUCGACUUCCUCCUCGAUGGCCCCGCUUACCAUGCCACAGCAAGAGAGUUCGGCCUUCCAAAUCACCGUGCCCCAAAACACCUUUGGCCUUGACUAUUCUGGCUUCUCUGACCGACUUCAAGUUUCCAAACCUUCACCACUGCAACAGCCCGCGCCGCAGACGCCAACUGCAGAGCAGAGACCACAAACCAUGGCAGAGCAGCCUGAAAGGGUUCGACAACAGCCAUCUCCGACAAUGCCUUCUCCGUUUACGCCAGCCGUUCCAAAUGGAUUGGGUCAUGGCGCCGGUCGACCGCGCGAGGCAUUGGAUCGCGGUGAGAUCCCCCAGCCGAAGCGGCGAAAGACGUACAAUGAAAAUGACACUGUCAUGAUGUCGUCGAGCCCUCCAGCUUCAACCAACGGCGCCUUAAUGCGACCCAUUAUGCCGCCGCCGCCGCCGCCGCCGCCGCCGCUGCGGCGACAAACGAUGGACGACGUCAUUAUGCUGAGUCCUAAAGCCAACCAGGUUAUGAACAAUACUGCUGCUGCCGGUGUCGUCAUGUCCCAGGCGAGUCCCUCGGCGGCUGUCAUCAUGGCCAACCCUUCGGCAGAUGUCAUCAUGGUUACAUCCGCGCCGAAACCCUCCGAGACCAUCGACCUUACUGGCGGCGACUCGGAGCCCGCGAAGCCUACGAAUGAUCCGUCCAAGGACGAGGAGGUGUGCUAUGGUAUGAUCGAGGGCGCCACGAUUAACUGCCACAAAGUCCCUGCUCCCAAGCAAGGCAUGAUCGCUAUCAACGGUCCUGACUGGUGGCCGCAGAUCAAGGCGAUCCUCAGACGCAAGGCAGAUGACAGGAACACAAGUAGAAUUUUCGUCUACGACUGCAACAGAGUGGUCUUUGGCUUGGUCGACCAGCGGACGGCCGACUGCUUGGCUCCUCUGCUGGACUCGGCCCUCCAAAUACGUACCGACUGCCGGAUUCCCAGUCGCCGCAAGCUCCCCGGCGAGCAGGUCGGCCAGCAGUGCUCUGUCAACUUGAAGCUCGAACUGAUGGUCUACGGGCCCAGAAAGUACGCUCAACAUGUUGGUAGGCACUUCGCGAACCGCAAUGUGCUACUCGUGAGCCCUCCCCGCGUGGAUCCUGGUAUCAAGGUGUUCAACCCGAUGGCAAAGGAGAACCGACUUCCCCAGGCUGCUCGUUCCAACAACAACAUUCCGCCUAGUGGCCCUGCUUAUCCGACUCCCACUGUCAUCCGCUCCGCCGAGGAGAUCCGUAACGAGGUCAUGGGCGUCUUCGACACGCUUAACAACUGCAACGAAUUACCCGAAAUGGAUCCCGAUCCGCGCGUGCAGACCGAACUGCUCCAUCAUCAGAAGCAAGCCCUCUACUUCAUGACCCGUCGGGAGGAAGAUGAGCUGCCGGACGCCGGUACCGAUGGCGAGCGCAUCACCACCAUCUGGCAGAAGAAGAGGGACCGUCAAGGCCGCGACUGCUGGUACAACGUGGUUACGUGCCAAGCCCAGCGCGAGAAGCCGCCCCCGACUCGUGGCGGUCUUCUUGCUGAUAUGAUGGGUCUCGGAAAGACGCUUAGUAUCCUCUCACUGGUUACUAAGACUCUUGAAGAGGCGGAUCGCUGGUCACGCCAGCCUCCUGUGCAGCCGCAGGCUCCCAAACAACGGACCAAUAAUAAGCAGCAGCAGAAUUUGCAUCAUGCGCAAUUUGAUGUCCCCAAGCCCGCAGCUUUCGACUUGACUCCCGUGAGACUGAACGGCAAGGCUACCCUGCUCAUCUGCCCCCUGAGUACUGUCACCAAUUGGGAGGAGCAGAUCAAGCAGCACAUCAAAGCUGACAGCAUCAGGUACCACAUCUACCACGGUCCCAACCGUGUGAAGGAUGUGGAAGAGUUGGCGCGUUAUGAUCUGGUCAUUACCACGUACGGCUCUAUCGUCAGCGAGCUCAACUCGCGUAUUAAAGGCAAGCGGGGCAUCUACCCCCUUGAGGAAAUUGCUUGGUUCCGUAUCGUGCUCGACGAAGCUCAUACCAUCCGCGAACAGAGCACGCUGGCCUUCAAGUCGGUUUGUCGCCUGCAGGCCAGUCGUCGCUGGGCCGUCACCGGCACGCCCGUCCAAAACAAGCUGGAUGAUUUGGCUUCGCUGCUCGCCUUUCUGCGUCUGAAGCCGUUCGAUGAUAGGAGCAAAUUCCUUCAGCACAUCAUCCAGCCGUUCAAGGUGGCCGACCCGGAGGUUCUGACAAAGCUGCGUGUUCUCAUUGACACCAUCACGCUGCGCCGCUUGAAGGAUAAGAUCUCCCUUCCCGAGCGCACCGACGAGAUCGUCUACCUGGACUUCACGCCCGAGGAGCGCCGUAUAUACGACUGGUUUGCCCGGUCUGCACAGGAGCGUGUCAAGAUCUUGACUGGCAAUGUACUGAACCAGGACCGUCUUGUUGGUGGCAAGACCAUGAUUCAUAUCCUGCGGUCUAUCUUGCAGCUGCGUCUAAUCUGUGCCCAUGGCAAGGACUUGCUUAGUGACGAGGAUCUCGAGCAGCUCCAAGGCAUGACCGCUGAUACACCGAUCGACCUCGACAGCGACGACGAAGACAAGACACCGGUUCUUAGCGAGAACAAGGCCUACGAGAUGUUCUACCUUAUGGUUGAAACAGGUAGUGACAACUGCUUCCGGUGCAACAUCAAGCUGGGCUCAGUCGAAGUAGACGACCCCGAGUCGGACCGCCAGGAUGAUGUGCUUGGCUAUAUGGCCAAAUGCUUCCACGUCUAUUGCCCGUCCUGCAUCAAGCUCCUCCGUGCCGACCAAUACCAUCCCACAGCCGCUGAGUGCACGGUCUGCGCGCGCUACGACCGCACUGCUUAUGUCGAAUUACACCGCAACCGUGCCGACCAAGUCCACGAAUCCCGCACCGCAGCUAAGAAUCCCAAAGGUCCCUACUCCUCCACAGACGCUAGCACAAGCAACAACAGCAAUAACAAUACUGCCAUCCCGAAUAAAAUCAUCCCUGACGACCGCUACUCCGGCCCGCACACAAAAACCCGCGCCCUCAUCGCCGAGCUCCUGCACAACAAAGCCCUCAGCGAAGCCAACCCCUCCGAACCCCCUCUAAAGUCAGUCGUCUUCUCCGGCUGGACCUCCCACCUUGACCUCAUCCAAAUCGCCCUCGACAAUGCCGGCAUCACCUAUACCCGCCUCGACGGCAAGAUGUCUCGCCCCGCCCGCAACGCCGCCAUGGACGCUUUCCGCGACGACCCUUCCGUGCAAGUCAUCCUAGUAAGCAUCAUGGCCGGCGGGCUGGGCCUCAACCUCACCGCGGGGAAUAGUGUCUAUGUGAUGGAGCCGCAGUUCAACCCCGCGGCGGAAGCGCAGGCGAUUGAUCGGGUGCAUAGGCUGGGGCAGAAGAGGAGAGUACGGACGGUACGGUUUAUCAUGCGGGACAGUUUUGAAGAGAAGAUGUUGCAGUUGCAGGAGAAGAAGAAGAAGUUGGCCAGUUUGAGCAUGGAUCGCGAUCCAAAGCUAGCCGUGGAUCACACGGAGGCGGCAAGGCAGCGAUUGUUGGAUUUGAGGAGUUUGUUUAAGUGA
Messenger RNA from Thermochaetoides thermophila DSM 1495, 3684 nucleotides. Its product is annotated as helicase-like protein. NCBI's taxonomy places the organism in Eukaryota, Fungi, Ascomycota, Sordariomycetes, Sordariales, Chaetomiaceae. The record is from RefSeq and is a predicted model, not a curated record. The coding region runs from base 1 to 3684 and encodes 1227 amino acids. Gene Ontology annotation, molecular function: ATP-dependent chromatin remodeler activity; ATP binding. The transcript has a single exon.